Molecule: messenger RNA, 705 nt
Organism: Megalopta genalis
Lineage: Eukaryota; Metazoa; Arthropoda; Insecta; Hymenoptera; Halictidae
Source: RefSeq, a predicted model, not a curated record
AUUUUAAUACCAACUGGUGGUGUCAUGCAUGGCAAAAGUUGGAACUUGUAACCGGUGCCGAUGAGCCACUGUCAUAUGUUGUGUAUUUUGUAUAAAUUAUUACUCGCCAUAAUUAUAAGAUUGCGACCAUAAGUUUGAUGUGUCACAUGGCUGUAAACUGUAAACAUUUUAGUAUCAAGAACCUUAAUUUUUAUUCAUCUUGUAUCUGUGUUAUUUAAUUUUGUCUUUUUUGGAGUUUCUAGAUUUUACCGCCAAGUGGCGUUAUUAAUAGUUUUUCUAUUUCAAGCAUAGAACAGUAUGUACAUAUGUAUUCUGUGUUUCAAGCCUAAGUUCCUGCAAAAAUGGCUAGCGUAAAAUUGCGCGAAGCUGCUUUGAAUUCCCCGAAGUUACUUUAUAAGUUUUUACUGCGAGAAUGUGAAAGAUUGCCAAAGGAAGCUCAGCAGUUUUAUAAACAUUCUGUGAAGCAGAGUUUUAAGCAGCACGUUAUUGAACCAGAUGAGGAACGCGUGCAGCAAAUAAUGAAGAAGGCAGUACAAGACAUGGAAUGGAUUAUCAAGAAGAUUCUUUAAGAUUGAUCCAUCCUAUCAUCAACAACGUAGCAACGAGGACGUCGCAACCAAGAACAGCGAGGACAUAGGAGUCAGGGGCAGCAAAGACGUUGGAGUGAAUAAAUCAAUUUAAUAAAUACGUGUACGUAUAUACUUC